This is a messenger RNA of Parnassius mnemosyne (clouded apollo), 4630 nucleotides long. Lineage: Eukaryota; Metazoa; Arthropoda; Insecta; Lepidoptera; Papilionidae. The record is from the annotation of a GenBank genome assembly.
GCUAUUAAUGAGCAAAUGAGUAAUUUGGUGUAAUUUUUUUAUUAUUAUCAACUUUUAGCGACUUUUCAGUGUUCUGUUCUGGUGAUUAUUGUAAUUAUGAAAUAGAAAUGGGACAGUGGUUUUGGGUGCAUCAUUAAGAAUAUUACAAUAAAGCUGAAAAACUUCAUUUAAUAGAAAACGAACCGAAAUGCUUGUACAACGAUCAAGCCUUUUACUAUGUGUGUGGGCAGGCCUGUUGGCCACAUGUUGGGCACAACGUGCGGAACAACUACUCGCUCAGAAUCCGUGUUCGAGCAAGACCACUUGCAGCGAUUGUAUUCGAACUGCCAGCUGUGCUUGGUGCUUCGCCCCCGAGUUCAAUGGACCGCGGUGUUUCAACCCCGCCAUGGAAGGCGGGACGGGCGGUUGCGACGAAGCUUAUAUUUUCAACCCAGAUAACCAACGUUCUAUUGAUCCAAUGUUUAACAAAGAACUGACUAGAGCACGGGGCCGCAUGGGUAUGGGCAUGGAAUCGUCGUUCUAUGAGGAAUCUUUUAGCAGCAGCAGUACUAGUUUUAAGGGAGGGAGCGGCUAUAACAUGGCUGGCGGAGGUGCCGCUUUUGGAGAAAAUUUAGUCCAAAUAAAGCCACAGAGAGUAAAAAUGCAAUUAAGAAUGAAUCAAAUGCAAAAGAUGACGUUCUCAUACGCCCAAGCUCAGGACUAUCCAGUAGAUCUUUACUAUCUUAUGGACCUUAGCAGGUCUAUGAAAAAUGACAAGGACAAGCUGAGUUCACUUGGUAGCUUACUCUCAAGUACAAUGAGGAACAUCACUUCGAACUUCAGAAUCGGUUUUGGUUCGUUUGUCGACAAACUCGUCAUGCCCUACGUGUCUACUGUACCGAAAAAUUUGAUUUCACCGUGCGACGGCUGUGCGGCACCUUAUGGUUUUAAGAAUCAAAUGUCGCUUAGCAAUGAUACAAAUUUCUUCGAUAAAGCAGUGGCAGGCGCGGACGUGUCGGGUAAUUUAGACGCACCGGAAGGUGGUUUCGACGCCAUAAUGCAGGCGAUUGUAUGUCAACGAGAAAUCGGUUGGCGCGAAAAAGCCCGUCGACUGCUCGUGUUCUCCACUGACGCGGGCUUCCAUUACGCCGGUGAUGGGAAGCUUGGUGGUAUCGUACAACCUAACGAUGGAGAAUGCCACAUGGAGAACAAUUCAUACACACACUCAACCAUACAAGAUUAUCCCAGUAUUUCUCAAAUUAAUCUCAAGGUGAAGGAGCAUGCUAUUAAUGUAAUUUUCGCUGUAACAGCAGAACAGAUAAGUGUUUACGAACAGCUCAGUAAGCACAUCCAGGGAUCAAGCAGCGGUAUUCUGAGCGAAGACUCCGAUAAUGUGGUGGAUCUUGUACGGGAACAGUAUAAUAAAAUAACGUCGACUGUGGAGAUGAAACAUACAUCUAGUGAUAAUGUGCAGCUUGCGUAUUACUCAUCCUGUCUAGGGAGCAAGGACAACGUCAUACAGACCAACAAGUGUGAUGGUUUGAAGGUGGGCGAUGUCGUCGAGUUUACAGCUGAAAUAACUUUAAAAGAGUGUCCUAAAGACCCUAGCAAGUGGAAGGAAACUUUUACCAUUUAUCCUGUUGGUAUGUCGGAGAGCCUGACAGUUGAGUUAGAGAUGCUGUGCGACUGCCCCUGUGAACAUCCAGGACAUCAUGCGUACAGCGACAGCCCGCUGGUGUGCAGCGGGCAGGGCACGUGGGCGUGCGGCGUGUGCGUGUGCGGCGCGGGCCGCUUCGGCAAGCGCUGCGAGUGCUCGGCGCAGGGCGGCGCGUCGCUGGAGCAGGAGCGCGGCUGCCGGCCCGCCAACGCCUCCAGCGGCCCGCUCUGCUCCAACCGCGGCGCCUGCAUCUGCGGCGUCUGCGAGUGCAACAAGCUCGACGACCCACUCAAGGUUAUAUCUGGUCCCUUUUGCGAGUGCGACAACUUCACGUGCGACAUGAACAAGGGUAAAUUAUGUUCCGGCCCAGAAAACGGCGAGUGCGUCUGUGGAAAGUGUAGUUGCAAACCUGGAUAUACUGGGCCCGCUUGUCAAUGUUUGAUGGACGAAUCGCCGUGUCGUGCAUCCAAUGGAAAAAUCUGCAGUGGGCACGGAAAAUGCGUGUGUGGCCAGUGUGUCUGUGAUGUUGAGGAGGAUCGCCACUACUCUGGAAUGUAUUGCGAAAAGAGCCCCGCUUUACCUGGAAAAUGCAUGGAUUUCCAAGAAUGCGUUCUUUGUCAAGUGCACAAGCGUGGUCGACUUUACAAUCCCGAUGAGCCAAAGGAAUGCGGAAAAUGCGACUUGCAACCUGUUAUUGAAGAGGGCAAAAUUGAAGUUAAUGAAACUUUGUACGAACAUCUGUGCAAUUUCUACGACGACGAUGAUUGCCUCUAUGUUUUUAUUUAUUCAUACAAUGGGACAGAGCACUUGCACAUUAGAGCACAAAAAGAAAAUGUUUGUCCAAGAAAGGUUUUCAUCCUCGGAAUUGUGCUCGGUGUAAUAGCGGCCAUUGUGCUGGUAGGACUGGCGCUGCUGAUGUUGUGGAAGAUGGUCACCACGAUACACGAUAGACGAGAGUUCGCGCGUUUCGAAAAAGAACGUAUGAUGGCAAAGUGGGAUACGGGCGAGAAUCCGAUUUACAAACAAGCAACUUCAACAUUCAAAAAUCCAACAUAUGCUGGAAAUUAAAGAUCUCCAUAAACAUUAACAGUCACGAAGGCGAGAAUCCGAUUUACAAACAAGCAACUUCAACAUUCAAAAAUCCAACAUAUGCUGGAAAUUAAAGAUCUCCAUAAACAUUAACAGUCACGAAGUAAGCAAUAUGUCAUUAAGUCUUGCUAUAUUUUAUUUUAGCCGUAGUAAGGCGUUCGAAUCAAAGUCGUCAGUAUUUGCUAAUAUCGAGUAAUUUAUAGAAUUUUUAGAAAUGUUUUCGACUGUGUACUACAGAAGUUGAGGCCUUUAAACUGUGCCUUUUGAAUAAACUGAAAACUUUAUAGAGUUUAAUUUUAAAAUAAAAAUCAUUUUGUCUCAAUAAUUGAGGUCUGUUUUAAUCUCAUGAUAUAUACAUAUGUAUAAUCAGUACGCUUUUGUACUUAUGUGUGAGUGUAUUUCGUAUGUACUUAUGGUGUGUAGUUUGGAUGUAAUCAGUUAGACGUUAUGGAAUAUCGAAAUGUGUAAAUUAAUUAUUAAUUAACGACCUCAAUAUAUUUCGAUUCGUCAAUAAUAAUAGUUAAAUGUUAUUCAUAACCAAAUUUACAAUAAGAUAUUACAUUUCGUAUUUUGAUAUGGAUAUUUGACAUUUAUAUUAUGUUUUCUAAGAAAACAAUAGUUCGUACUGUAUAAUAUUAAAUUUCAAUCGAGCACAUGCGUAUACAUUUCUUUUACAUUUAGAAUUUAUUUACUUGGCGUAAUGUGGUCGUUAAUUGAUACUUUUACAUGUAUUUGUCAAUAAAUUCAUAAUGAAACCCCAGCUGUGUUAUUUUUUAUUUAUAGUAGAAAUAUUAUAGUAGCUUAACCCUUUCGCUGUCCCGUGCACUAAAUAUAGGUCAUUGCUACUGUCUUACUAUUGUGUCUGAAAACUGGACAGUGAAAGUGUUAAUGUAGUAUAUAAAUAUGACUGGCUAUACAGAUACAGGUGCCGAUUAGUGUGUUAGUGUUUUAGUUCGGCUAUAAUAAUCAUGGUAUUAACUUAUAUACAUAAAUACCCACGUGUGUCUGUAAAAACUAGCAUUAUGUAUUUAAUAUAUUAUUUAUUAUUACAUUUUUACAUAAAUAUAUAUUAUGCAUAUGUGCUUUUAUCACUGCCAAUCUAUUAAAAUAUUCCAUCAUGCAAGAAUCUAAUUCCACUAAUACAUAGCUGUUCGUUAAUGUUGUUGAAUCAUAAAAUGUAUCUAAGAGGUCAGGUAGACAUAAAAAUUAAAAACAAAAAAAUAUUUAAACGUGUUUAUAUUUUUUACUGUCUCUUAUCUGAAUAUAUAUAGAGUAAACAAUACAUAUAGAGGUGACAUAAACAAAACAUUCGCAAAUAUAAUUACAUUUGGGAAUUUUAUUUUAAGACUAUAAAAAUAAUGAUGGAACCUGGACUGGUGUACGUAGAUAGUAUUGAUACUUUGAAAUACUUGGAGUCGUUGUUACAUUUUUGCAACAUGUAAUAAUAAUAGCAAAAAUAUUUUCUGAUGGAUAAUGUUUUAAUAACCAUAAAAAUUUAGAUUUUAUAGACAAAUUGUCUAAAGUGAACUUUGUAAAACGUGAACAAUUGCCGUAUGUACCGCGUGGUGCCUUAAGUAACCGUAAAAGUAACGUUUAGUGCCAUUACUAAUAGAAUAAAGAAGAGUGUUUAUUAUUUAUUUAUUUCGAAUAAUCCGGACGGUUAAGCAUAGCUUUUUAAGUAACCUUAUUUCUAAUCAUUAAUAUAAGAACGAUGGAUUGAUAAAGUUGUUAGAAAAUAUAAUUAUUAUUUUUUAUAAGUUGCAAUUUUAAUACCAUUGUUGGUAAUAAUUUAAAUAUGUAACAUUUUACGUAAUUUGACUAUUGUAUAUAAUAUGUUUUUUACCGAUAAGUCUGGAUUUAUAAUUGUGGCCUUUAAAUGAUGAUAAUAAAUAAAAUGUUAACGCU